UCAUUCUCUCAUCGCGCGGACCACAGAGUUCACUGUGAGACUGAGUCCAGACUCCAGAGAGAGAAGCUCUAGAGAGAGAGAGAGAGAGAUAGAGAAAACCUAGAGAGAGAAAGAUGAAGCUUUCGCUGAAAGUUCAAGAUCAGCACAAGAAUGCCCAACCUCACCUCCUUCACAACCACCACCAAAACCCUCUCCUCAUCCGAGCCAAAAUCCCCAUUUCAGUCUUCGGCUUCCCGUUCCUCUCCGCUGUCACCGCCACCGAUCCCUCCGACGUCUCCUUCUCUCUCUCCACCAAUUUCCCCACCGGACCCUCCGUCAAACUCUCCUACGCCCCUACCUCCACCACCAAAACCGCCGUGGCCUCCGCCACUCCACCUUUAAUUCUCACCCUCAAGUCCGGCGUCAGCUUCUUUGGCUCCCCAAACAACUCUCCUCUUGUCAUCUCCGCCCACUGCACUUUUUCACCUCAAAACCCUAACCCUAACCCUAUCUUCUCUCUCCAAUUCAAGCCGCAGUUUGGCAAUUUCUCGCUAUGCAAAACUACCUAUUCUGCCACAAACCCUAACCCUAAAGCCAAUGGUGAGGCCAAUUCGUUUGGGUUUGUGCCAUUAGAGAGGUCAACGGUUUGGAAGGACUUGAGUCACUUGACAAUGGAGUCUUGUAGUGGGAAAGAUUCAAUUUUGUCGGGAAUUGCUGUCAGGGCAAGGACGGAACUGCCGGUGACAAAGCGGGUGGCUGUGAAUUUCCGGUGGGGAGUCAAUUUUCCAGCUGAUUUUGGGAAACAACUGCCUUUCUUGAGUGUGAAUAAGGUUGGGAUUGAAAGGGUAGAUGAGGUAAAGGAAGUGAAAGAGAUUAGUGUGAAGAGAAAUGAGAGCAAUGUAGAUGAUAUGAAGGUGUUGAAGGGGAUGUGUUUUUGGAUGAGAAGUGAAUUGGAUGCUUUGCAGAAAGAAAACAGAGAGAUGAAACAUAGGUUGGAGGAAAUGAAAUUGGGGCAAUCUGUGAGGAAUUAUAGCCACGGUAGUGAUGGUGUUGGAAAGAGUGCGCCACCAGUGGUCGAGAAUUCAGGUGGAUUUGAGCAGUGGAGGAACAAGAAUGGUGGGAAAGACAAUGGGCGAAAAGAGUCGAAGAAGACUGUGAACCGAGCAGCCGAUGUGGAGAGUGAAUUGGAGAGAGCUAUUAAGGCUGCUUCCUCUUUAUGAGGUUGGCCGGGUUUACAUUCCACCGAGAACGUUACCGCAACAACCUGAAGUUGGCUUGAGAAACUACCAUUGAGGGAAGGAUCCAGCUUUAGCUCCAAAGGUAGCAAUCAUAUAUAUAGAGUAUAGUUUUGUUGAGUGUUCUUUCAAAGUCCUCCUAGAUAUCAAUUGUAGUAACUCUCUGGCAUUAAGCUUUUAAACCAUGAACUUAAUUAAUAUUGAGAGGCAAAUUUAAUGAAUUGGUCAAAUUAUUGCUA
Molecule: messenger RNA, 1453 nt
Organism: Cornus florida
Lineage: Eukaryota; Viridiplantae; Streptophyta; Magnoliopsida; Cornales; Cornaceae
Exons: 2
Coding region: 114-1199 (361 amino acids)
Source: RefSeq, a predicted model, not a curated record